AUGCCCAAGAGCCAACAACAGCAGCAGCAGCAGCAGCAGCACCGCCCGCGGCAGGGCAAGGCCGCCGCCUCACAAGGCCCCGGCGUGGGCCGCCUCGUGGGCGUGCUCGCGCUGCUGACGGCGCUGCUCUCCUCGAUGGUGUAUCUGAUGGAGCAGAACCUGGACAAGUUCUACGUCUUUGAGCUGGACCACCUGCACGACCUGUCGAGGCGGGGCAUCGCGGCGCAUGGCAACGACACCAAGGCUGUGGUCAAGUACAUUGUCGACGAGCUCGCCGAGAAGGUGCCCGCGCAUGUGAACCUCGAGGAGGAGUGGGUGUUUAACAACGCGGGAGGUGCCAUGGGUGCCAUGUACAUUAUCCAUGCCAGUAUCACAGAGUAUCUCAUCAUUUUCGGCACCGCCGUCGGCACAGAGGGCCACACGGGCCGGCACACGGCCGACGACUACUUCCACAUCCUGUCGGGCACGCAAAUGGCCUACGUGCCGGGCGAGUACGAGCCGGAGGUGUACCCGCAGGGCAGCAUGCACCACCUGCGCCGCGGCGUGGUGAAGCAGUACAAGAUGCCCGAGAGCUGCUUCGCGCUCGAGUACGCCCGCGGCUGGAUCCCGCCCAUGCUCUUCUUCGGCUUCGCCGACGGCCUGUCGAGCACCCUCGACGUGCAGACGCUGUGGAAGACGACGCGCAUCACGGGCCGCGAGAUGAUUUCCAACCUGCUCAAGGGGAAGCUGUGA
This is a messenger RNA of Purpureocillium lilacinum, 732 nucleotides long. RefSeq names its product C-8 sterol isomerase. The record is from RefSeq and is a predicted model, not a curated record. Lineage: Eukaryota; Fungi; Ascomycota; Sordariomycetes; Hypocreales; Ophiocordycipitaceae. Gene Ontology annotation, biological process: ergosterol biosynthetic process. Gene Ontology annotation, cellular component: endoplasmic reticulum.